Molecule: messenger RNA, 1035 nt
Organism: Ogataea haglerorum
Lineage: Eukaryota; Fungi; Ascomycota; Pichiomycetes; Pichiales; Pichiaceae
Exons: 1
Coding region: 1-1035 (344 amino acids)
Source: RefSeq, a predicted model, not a curated record
AUGCAAGCAGAACAUCCAGAAGAUGCUAUUGCUCAGAAGAUUUUGAAGCGGGCCGAGAUCGCGAGAAUUACUCGGCAGCUCAAAAGCAAGCUUUUCAGGGCUGGGAUGAAAGUUAGAGAAAGUCAAGGAAAGGCCACAAGUUCCUCCUCCCCACCUAUUUGGUCCUCUCCCACAAGGAACUCCGACCCGCUCGACAAGGGGACCUCUCCUUCGCCGUCUCCUAUGAAGCGAAAGUCUUCUGAGACGGGUGCCGAUUUUUCCUCACCUGUGAAACGCCUCCAUCAUGCAAACAUUCCAUCGUCACCGUUCUAUCCUUCCAAUAACGACAUCGGAUACGCUUCAGCUGACAGGUCACCUCACCAACAGAGGAGCGAGCUAGUACCAGUUCCAAGAACGCCUCCUUCGAACAGCAAAGUCAUUCUCAACGAUAUAGCUCUUCAAAAGACCUCCAACGGGACCAAGGAAAGCACUGUUGGGUCCGCACAGUCGGCGCUACAAUCGGCAUUGUUUUCAACACCAAGAAGUACCCGUACGAAGAAGAAUUUCGAUUUUAAGACUCCGAAUUCCAGAUACGUCAACGAAAACGAAGAAGGAGCAGACCUGCUGCUUUACUUGUCGAAUUCGCCAGCUAGGACUUCCAAUUCCAGAGAAGCCAAAGACUCCAGCAGCUUCCUCAACAUCCCUACAACGCCUAAAUCCAACCACGCUUCGAUACUCAACUUGGCCAGCACACCCAACUUGGGCAUUGAGUCUACGCCGCCACGGAAUGGCUCUUCUGCACUGCCGUUCUCGACACCCUCGCUUCUGCAACCGCCAAGCACACCGGGGAACGGCAGUGUACUCGGUGCCAAGCUUUUUGGCAGCACAAAAAAUGGCUCCAAGACGCCGGCAUUUAGUAUGUCUGAUUACGUGAGCAUUUUCACGCCAAGCCCAAGACAUACGCGCACUCCGGAAUUUUCGCACGGGUUCGUUAAACCUGCGGUGCUCAGCUACUCGAAGGAGUUGAAUGGAAUAACAAAGGGCGACGAAAACUAG